AUUUUCACUGCGCAUGCGCGGCUCAGGGAGUGCGCAGCGCGGCGAUCGCCGGUGCGCUGUGUCCCUCGGACACAGCGGGUCACAGAAAGAGCCGAAGAUAUCGGCUCAGUCAUAUGAUCAGCUGUGUCCGAUCACAGCUGAUCACAUAGGGGACAUGUACACUGAUCAUCUGGGCACUGAUGAUCAGUGUGCCCUGAUGAUCACUGUGGCCCCAGAAGUGCACCUGUCAGUGCUCAUCAGUGCCACGUGCCAGUGCCCAUCAGUGCCACAUAUCAGUGCAUACCAGUGCACAUCAAUGCCACAUAUCAGUGCCCAUCUGAGCUGCCUUUCAAUGUCACCCAUCACUGCCAGUCAGUGCCACCUAUCAAUG
This is a messenger RNA of Staurois parvus, 370 nucleotides long. The record is from the annotation of a GenBank genome assembly. Lineage: Eukaryota; Metazoa; Chordata; Amphibia; Anura; Ranidae.